CAUUGAGGGAGUUAUUGUGAAGGUGGUCACAUGGUCGUCUUCUUUUCACAGGCAAGCAGAUCAUGAUCGGUAAUUUUACAAGCGGCAACUAAACACCCAUGCCGUGAGUUCGUUUUGACCUUGACGCGAGAGAAACAAAUGGUUUUACUUUGACGACCACCAACAUGCUGCUGUUUCCGUUUAUCCAAACAACUAUGCUGCGAUGGAUCCUGCAGGCUUGCUGGAGGUCUUGCCUUCUUCUUUUCAUUUUGGUGAACGCGCUGAUUGCUGCGACAGAGGCCGCGUGGACCGCUGUGGAUCCAUCAUUGUCAUCCGAUAGUCUGGGUCUUCAGCUGGUUUCGGAGCAAGGAAAUACCCACUUACUGAACUCCGAGUCUGACGAGCGCGUCCUCGAGGCCAUCUUCGCAUUCGGCGAUUCUUGUUUCAGUCAAAAAGCGAUACAAAAAAAGGUGCAAGCGGCAAUCUCGAAGGUGGAGGGCUCGCGUGGUGGAGAUGUUUUCCGCGUCUUGCAAUUGUGGAAUCGGGGGCUCAGCGGCUUAGACCGGAAAGUGAAGAUGUGUGCGAUGUCGGAAAACCCCUUCAAAUUUCUCCGCGGUUCCGAUCAUCUUUACUUGUAUGCUAUGAUCUUUCGAUAAAUAUUGUCUUAUCACCAGUAGCUGUUAGGCUUCCUAUCACAACGUGCUGCAUACGAAGGCUUUAUAAAGACACGUUUUCUUCGUGACAGACCGUAUGCUUACAUGUAGUACAUGCGGCACCAUGCAUGAAAGUCACAUACGCUUCUAUGCUUGCUCUUAAUGAAGCCAGGACUUCGUGCAGUUGAAGCAAGAGCUUCCACGGCUGAUGGCGGAGUACGAAUUUGAUACUUGGAUUCAAGGUGAUCUCCACACGGAAAACAUGUUAUGAUUGGAGCACAAUAGCUAACAUCACACGUCGGCUUGAAGAAUUGGCUAGAAGGACGAUGGCCCCAUCGACAAAAAUUGAAAUAGUCCUCUAAGAGCAGGGUUACUAAGGGCAGGUUUACAGGUGACCGUAGUGCAACUCCUUACAUGUGAAAAUGAGGACUACAGAUUUCGGAUGGGGGUGUCUAAGACAUGGCAGUUUCCGAAACUCGCAACAAGAGAUCGUAUUCGCAAUGAACGACUUCGACGAGGCAUUAGAAGCGGACUGGCAGUUCGAUUUGUGGAGGCUUGCUACGGCUGUUAUCACGCAUGCUAGAUCGAUGAGGCUGUUAAAAGGCGCAGCUGAGUCCCGGGUCGCAAAUUCAAGUGUUGAAGAUCAUACGAAGACAAAGUUGAAGGGCCAAGGCGAAAUGAUGCCCAUGAUCGAAGUAGUCAAACUACAAGAAUGGCAAAAUGUAGAACGUAUAAUGCUGCCGGGAGAAAAGGGUAAUGCAACAAGGGAUGACAGUACUGCGAAAAAGACGAAGAGCAAAGGGAGCGAUAUUGGUAUCUACUAGUUCCGUUCCUGGUAGUUACGCGCUAUAGAUUAAAACAUCUUUUUUGGUUUUUUUAAAAAAGCCUGAUUACUAGGCGUUCUACAGCAUGCAGCAGCAAAAUGAAUCAGCAAACGCGUCUAGAACAACAAUUUCAAUUAGAUCUACUACAUUCGAAUUAAGUAAUACUAACUGUACUUGCAACAUCUCAGACGAGGACGCGCUCGCGCAGAAACUAGUGCUCGAAUUAGUUGCUGGCUACUUCCGGGAGUUCGAUGGGCCUUUGCGAAGUGGUCUCGGUCCUCCAGACAUGGAAGAAAGUCCUGAAAUCGCCAAGUGGCUGAGAGAAAAGGACAAGAGUAGGAGUCGCAUCAAGUUGCUCGACAAAUACGCACCCUUUGAUCCGCUUGUGGGUAACCGGCAGUUCCGCGUAAAUGCCAAGUUAGGGCGGGCGAACGCGGACAUCUUUCGCCUGAUUGCGACGGGGAUCGGGACCUACUAUCGAUCCCUCACCUCGGCGGCGAAACAAGACUUGGACGUCCUGCAGUUUCUCGGCCUCAAAGACGUGGUCCUGCGGAAUCUGGCAGGGACAGGGAGUCUGGGCGCAGGAAGAUACUACAUUCUGUUUGAAGGGGAGACGCCUGCGCCGGACGAUGAUAUUAUCCUGGAUGUGAAGGAGCAAGGACGGCCUUCGGCACUCUUUUAUGGCAAAAUGUUGUAGAAAGUCAGUCCCUCCAUUUUAUCAAGAGAUUCAAGACUACGACGGAAGGUCUGCAACUUCACCACUUCAGCGGGAGUUGUCAUUCUGCAGUAGGUCUUUCUCUGUUGAUCGCCGAUAUGUGAUGUCUUCUCCUUUCUGCCUCUCUCACGCCCCUUUCCUGCGUGAGAAGUAUUUUGAGAAGUACGUUGCACGAUUUCGACAAAAUGAUGCAGUCCGACAUAACGUGGCGCGUCGGCGCAUGCAGCUUCAUGUUGAUGAGUAUCUUGGCCUUGUAGUUGACGACCGCACAGGGGAAACGUUUUCAGUCGAGCAGUUGUCCCCUUGGAAAGGCAGCUUUCCUUACCACAAGUAUCGCGGAGACUUCCCGGCGUUGCGCCGUAUCUUCGGCCAGAUAGGUCGCAUUGUUGCAAGAGAGCAUCGACUCAAAGCGCCACAUUUUGACGCAUUUAUCAGACGUCGAUUUUUUGGAGGUACAGAAGGACCUUCAUCGGAAAAAGCGUCGGCUCCCGUCGCUGAAGCUACGUCUUCCGCCGACCAGCUCUUGUCCUCUUCAGAAGUGCAAAGUGGAUUGUCUAAUCUCUACACCGGAGUGGCUACAUCGGCUCGUACUUCUCUGACUCGCACCAUCGUUGAGUCGAGGGAACACCUUGCAGUCGUUGACCCAAAAAUUGGGGUGCGCAUUGACGACUCAAAGAUGCUGCAACCUGUGACAUCUUUACCACAUAGGAAAUUGACGAAUGUCGAUUCUAGUGAUUCCAGCAGGAAAAAAUGCGGGGAAGAAACCGAUGGCCGUUCAGUACGAGACAACUACGCUGUGUUUGUAUCGCACGUGGCGUUGGAGUACUCAAAACGGACUGAGCAGGACUACAAUAAGUUCGUGAAAAAGUUGCAUCGUGUCCUCGAGUGGAACUGCUCUGGGUCGCCAGCGCUCUUCGAUCCAUCACUCUACAAUGUCACUGACCAGAUAUAUAUCGAAGAAGACGACACCGAGCUAGCAGCUUCGAGGAACAACGGUAUCAUGGAGUCCGCAUAUGGGAACAAUACGGUGAAUGAACAGCUAGCGUGGGCGCGCUUCGCUGGACGGUCGCAGCUUGAAGCUGGUGCCUCUUCAAGUCUCAACAGAAGCAUUUUGCUUGCAGCUGUGCGACAGGUACUUCUCGAUCCGCGUCAGCCGAGUCUUUCAGGUGCAGAUACAAAACAUAAUUCUUUCUUUGAUAUUUUUGACUCUAUUUUUCGACCUUACCAUCUUUUGUGUAUUGCUGCCUUGGUAACAUCAUCGGUAGUAGUGUUGAUGAUUUUGUCGCGACGCUCGGUUUUUCGAGGUCAAGGCAUUGGUGCGACGCCUUUGCUCGGUGACGUGUAUCCGUGACUGAUUAUUCUGGACAUACAUCAUCAAUGUCUAGCCGCCCUGCCUGACCAUGAUUGUAAGUACAACCAGUACGUUCGUGUAUAUUUUGUGUAAAAUAGCUUCUGGUUCUUGGUCCCAACUACCGUAACACUAUAGAUGCGCUACACAUGAAUCGUCAGACAAUGACAUAACAGAUGAGACAAUAUUCUGUCUAGUGUCUCGAGCUCUCUGCGUGUGAAUGAAAAUAGAAUCAUGACAUGGAGUCCUCGUAAUUACGGGCCAUGACCAGUUCAGGAAUCAUCAUGAGCGCAGAGGCAUAACGAGAGACGAAGGUUAAAAAAGACUAGAAUGU
Messenger RNA from Amoebophrya sp. A25, 3853 nucleotides. The record is from the annotation of a GenBank genome assembly. NCBI's taxonomy places the organism in Eukaryota, Dinophyceae, Syndiniales, Amoebophryaceae.